CUAGGCUCUCGCCUCCAUGUUUUCCCCCCUCAAAGGUGGGGGAGGAGGAUCGGAAGGGGGGACGAGUUCCGCUUUGACUCCUUAACACUGCAUUGUGGAGAAUUUAGAGAAAAAGUGAAACUCACCUAUAGAAAUACCAUAAAGAAAGUAACGGACUGGGAAGCAGAGUCCAAGCGCUAGUGUUUAUGGGCUUUUCUGAAAAGUGCACUAAAAGUGCGUGUGGGACACUGUUCUGUUGUUAUCCGAAGGUGCACUGGAUAGCGAAUGCGAAUGUCUGUGGAUCAAGUUACAGUUCGCGGAGUUUUGGUGUGAAACGCGUUUUCGUGAUAACUGGGGAAAGCUGAUGAAACUGGGAGAAUGCGAAUUAACAUCCGAUUUAAGAAAUGCAUCUUAACCACUAAAAAAGGAAAAGUUUUGUGAGAAAGAAAGAAGUAAUGCACACGAAGGGGCGCCCAUCCACGCAGCCAUACGUACGAGGCUGGCCAAAGUUUCAAGCUGGAUUCUUGGAAGGCGUUAAAAUUCAUAAGAAGAUGCGGCUUCGUGUGUCUGCAAGUACACUUUAGAUAAGGAGCGAUAUUUUCGUUUGGGUGGAAGUGGAAACAAAUUGCUUGUUUUUUGUCAUCCCACUCCAUUUUAGCGAAGGGGGCCUUUCCUUUUUUGAAGAUAAAGUUUGGUAGAAGUUUGGAUUUUUUUUUCCAAGAUGUCCUCCCGAGGAUAUUCCUUUGUUGAAAGAUUCGGGAUGUUCUUUAUUUUCGAGGUUGUAUUUCUGAUCGUCCAUUUGGGAAUAGCCCAGGAAAACGACAGUGUAUUUUCAGAUGACUGCAAGAAGACCACAACUUGUGAAGUUUUAAAGUAUAAUACAUGCCUCGGCUCACCGCUGCCUUACACGUACACUUCUGUAAUCCUAGCCGAAGAUUCCAGUUCUCAGGAGGAUGCCUCCGAGAAGCUAGCAAUGUGGUCGGGUUUGAGAAAUGCGCCUCGCUGCUGGGAUGUCAUUCAGCCCCUGCUCUGCUCAGUCUAUAUGCCCAAAUGUGAGAAUGGAAAGGUAGAACUCCCCAGCAAGAGCUUAUGCCAAAUAACAAGACGUCCAUGUGCUAUUGUGGAACGAGAGAGAGGAUGGCCAGACUUUCUGAAGUGUUCAUCUUCCAAUUUUCCAGUUGGAUGUCAUACGGAAGUACAAAAUAUAAAAUUUAACAGCUCUGGCCAUUGUGAGGCUCCCCUCGUGAGGACUGAUAAUCCUAGCAGCUGGUAUGAAGAUGUCGAAGGCUGUGGUAUUCAGUGUCAGAACCCUUUGUUCACUAUGGAUGAACAUCAGGAUAUGCAUACAUACAUUGCCAUCUUUGGAUCUAUAACCAUAUUUUGUACCUUUUUUACAUUGGCCACAUUUCUAGUUGACUGGAAGAAUUCAAACCGUUAUCCUGCUGUUAUUGUAUUUUAUGUUAAUGCCUGUUUCUUCAUUGGAAGCAUUGGCUGGCUGGCCCAGUUCAUGGAUGGAGCCCGGAAUGAAAUUGUAUGUAAAGCAGAUGGGACAAUGAGACUAGGAGAACCAACGUCUACUGAAACCCUUUCCUGUGUAAUUAUCUUUGUAAUUGUGUACUACUCAUUAAUGUCUGGGGUCAUCUGGUUUGUCAUGUUGACUUAUUCAUGGCAUACAUUUUUCAAAGCACUUGGUACAACUUACCAACCCCUGUCUGGAAAAACAUCUUACUUCCAUCUUGUGACAUGGUCCAUCCCUUUUGUGCUUACAGUGGCAAUACUAGCAAUAGCUCAGGUUGAUGGAGACUCUGUUAGUGGAAUCUGCUUUGUUGGAUAUAAGAACUACCGCUACAGAGCAGGCUUUGUUUUGGCACCAAUUGGUCUUGUGUUGAUGGUUGGGGGCUACUUUCUUAUACGAGGUGUUAUGACACUCUUCUCCAUUAAAAGUAACCAUCCUGGGCUAUUAAGUGAAAAGGCUGCUAGCAAAAUUACAGAAACAAUGGUCCGACUAGGUGUAUUUGGUUUUCUUGCCUUCGGCUUUGUUUUUAUCACUUUUGGCUGCCAUUUUUAUGAUUUUUUUAACCAAGCAGAAUGGGAAAGAAGUUUUAGAGAUUAUGUCUUGUGUGAAGCAAAUGUCACUAUAGCUGUUCAGUUUAAGAAGCCAAUUCCUGAUUGCACAAUCAAGAACAGGCCCAGCCUUCUGGUGGAGAAGAUAAACCUUUUUGCUAUGUUUGGUACAGGCAUCUCUAUGAGCACAUGGGUGUGGACUAAAGCUACUAUACUAAUAUGGAAACGAACCUGGUGCAGAAUUAUUGGUCGUAGUGAUGAUGAGCCUAAAAGGAUUAAGAAGAGUAAAAUGAUUGCUAAGGCUUUUGCCAAGCGUAAAGAGUUACUGAAUCACCCAGAGAAGGAGCUUUCAUUCAGCGUACAAACUGUCUCCCAUGACUGCCCUGUCGCUGGAUUGAACUUGGAAAUGAAUGAGCCAUCUCUAGAAAUGUCAUCUGCCUGGGCUCAACAUGUACCCAAAAUGGUUGCUCGGCGAGGGGCCAUUUUGCCUCAGGAUAUCUCAGUUACAGUUUCAGGAACACCUGUGCCACCAGAGGACAAUAAAGACAUGUGGAUUGUGGAAGCAGAGAUUCCUCCUGAUCCUCACAAGAGGAAAAAGAAAAAGCGAAGGAGGAAACAGGAUGCUCGUCCUGUUGGAUGUGUAGAAGAAAAGGCCUAUAAUACACAUCAGGCUUCUAGUAAAAUCCCUCGUCUUCCAAGACUGCCAGGACAGACUAACCUUGUAGCCCAUCCCUGUGAAGUGCUAGCCUCAGAAGACACUCUUCCUGGUUCCUUCCCAGAGUAUCAGUCUGCACUUCCUCCUCCUUAUGCAGAAAUGGCACCCAACCAGGUCUUCAGCAGCUACUAUGACUGCAGACAACACAGAACUGUAAAUACACUAUCUGAUAAGGAUCCCAGAUUUGUUAACAGCAGUUGUUUUCAAAAUACUCAAAAGCAGUACAGUAGGAUGUUUCAACCUUAUCCUAAGGAUUUAGGGCCAGCCAUCUUACCUGUGGGGGCAAACUCUCACAUGCCAAGAACUCAAGGGAGAAGAACUGGUCUUGCACCAAUUCAUUCAAGGACUAAUCUAAUGGAUGCUGAAUUAAUGGAUGCAGACUCUGACUUCUGAGUUUCGUAGGUUUAUAUGUAAGCAGAAAGAGCUAGAUGGUUUUAAUCCUCUAUUCUAAUUUACAAAAGAAAAAAAAAGAAAUAGUAACUUUAAUAAGGCCAGUACAAUUAAUGGAAUGUGUUUUCCGUUUAUAUUAAAAAUUUGCCAAAAUUUUACCUUAAAAGAAAGACUGCAAAAGCUGUAUUGCAUUUUAUAACACAUUGGUUAAUAUUCAUGAAUUGAAAUUACUGAGAUGAACUAAAUUUAAAAUGUAAACUUCUACCCCCUCAUUUAUUAUUUUACAUAAUCAGAAGUGGUUCAGAAGGAGAAAACAGUAGCAAGUGCAAGUCAGUCUUCUGAAAUAUGUGACUUUUGUUUGCACUAUUACUCUGGAAAGGCAAAAUAGUGCUAAUUAAUAGGCAUUUUGAGGUUGUGAAUGUAAGCUUGCUUUUUUAUCAUCUACUCAUGUAAUAUUUCACUCUUCUAGUGGAAAAUCAGCACUAUCUAACCUCCAUCAGUGUUAAUCUCACAGUAUAUGACUUUUUUAUAGUCAUCACUUUUACAAAGUGCUUUUAAAUGUACCAAGAACAAAGCUCAAAGUGUUUUAUAUGAAAAUGUCUCAUUUUCCUUUAAAUGUAUAUGUAAAUUUAGAGAGUAAUCUAAAAAGGUUUUAAAAUCAUCAUUCUUUUUAAAAAGAGAACAAAACUUGAUAAAUAAUUCAAUCUAAGAGUUUAUAUCUUCAAAGUGUGCAGAACUAUAUUUCAGAAAAGAUGGAAUAGUAAUGUACAGUUUCCAGGAGAGUGAGUGCGAUUACAGUGUAUUGUCUUGAAGCUGUCUACCCCACCUCAGCUUUUUUGCUGUGAAAAUAUGUGAUAUUUAGUGUUAAUAUUAGUGUGACAUUUAUUUAUAUCUCUUUUAUGUAAGUUUGAUCUGGUCCAGGGUUGGGAAUGGUCAUUUAUUUUGAUUUGUAGUUAAGGCACAAAAGAGCAAUAGCUCUGAUGUUAUUGGGUUGUUUUUUUUAAUUAUAUGAUUCAUUGGAUAAACUUAAUCCAUAAAAAAAAUUGUGCACGAGUUAAUUGAGAAAUUUAAAAAAAUGACAAAUGUAAUUCUAAACUUAAUUCAUUAUGGUUAAUCUAACAUUAGCCAAAAUACUUACUCUGACUGAAGUGUUGUCAUUUGAUUCAACUUGUUUUCAUUGUUCAAUCUUGAAACUGUUUGGUUUAAUGUAAUUACUACAGUUUAACCAAACACAAUUAGUAUCUUCUGAUGUCAUACUCAUUGAUGAUGUAGCAGUUUCUCAGACAUCUAGAUUGUGGUUUUGUAAAACAAUUUAGAUUUGUUAAACCUCACUGCUCACUGCACAGUAAACAAAAGGUAUGUAAUCUUGAGAUGCAAGAUUUGUGACAGGUCUGCCAGUUUACUUAAGAUAAACUAGCUCAAUUUCACUUCCCCAAAUCCCAAAAUUGAUAUGUAAGCUUACAAACAUAUUCAGUUUGGGUUAAAAACAAGUUAAGGUACUUAUAUAAUGCCAAUAUAUCCUAAGAUUCAUCUUUUAAGGCUUUAGUACUAGGGUGUUGUACUGUGUUAGCCAUUAUGGAUGUAAUGAGAAGUCAAGCUAAAUGACACCAUUUAUUGGCUAAUUAAAAAGAUUACAAUAUGCAAAGGCCUCAGUGGCCUUGAAAGCUUACAUAUUGUAAUCUUUUUAAUUAGCCAAUAAAAGGUGUAAUUUUGCUUGACUUCUGAUUACUUUUAAGGCUUAAACCACAUUAAAUAAGUAAACCUAAGGUAACUGGGGUGAUGGCAACAUAUCCCUAAAAUCUCUUCUUUGUAAUGAAAUCCAUGUGUGUUUUUUAUACUUGAGUUAAAACGUGUAAUUUAAGACUCAAAUUUAUGUUAGGGGAUGUUGGCUGGUUUAAUUAUGUCAGAUAAGAAAAAGAUAAAGAAAGUCUUAACAUUUUCAGUAUGAUUAAGGUCAACUUACAUUAGCGGUAUAAUGGCAACAUAACUCAAUAAUCAUUUUUUGAGUAUAUAUGUAAAAGGGUACAAAAAAGAACAUACUUAAAAAGAAGCACUGGUUUCUAAGACUUAGACGUAAUACUCUUUUCCUGAAAGAUUUUAGUGGAAGGGUUUUUUUUUUAUGAAAACAAUCUUUGAUGCAUUAAGAAUAUAAUGUCUAAGAAACUGUUUAUGGUUAUUUUUGUUUGCUGUUUUUGAAAUUCCAGCAAUGUCAUCUCUUAAAGUUAUGGGUUAUUUUCCAUAUGCUUAACUCACUUCUGUGAUGACAUAAUCACAAAAUUUGCUUGCAUUAUACAUUUUUAAAAUUAUUGAUACCUCAAAAGGACAUUUAUUUGAAACUUCUAUUUAUUGGAAUUUAAUAUGAAACAGAAAAAGGGAAUUUUAUCUUAUGAGACUUGUUAAUGCUAUCCUCAGUUGUUUAUACAUUUAAACAAAUACCCAUUAUACACAUUUUACUUCAGUUGUGAUAUUUACAUUUGUUUGGUAAUCAUUUUAACAUAGUGCUACACAGAAAAAAAAUUCAGUGCAAGCAUUAUUCAAAUAAAGACCUUUAAUUGUAGAAAACCAAAUAACUAAAACUUUAACGGCAUUGCCCUUUAAGAAAUUAGCUUGGAAUGUAAGUGAUUUAACAAUUAUGCUAAAACAAAUCCUAAUUUGUAUUCAUUUGCCUUUGGUAUCUCACUAGAUUGUAAAUGUAAAAAAUUCUUGACUUGCAUGAAAGCUGUUCUCUGACUUUGCUUGGAUUAGUAUCUGUAUACUCCAUUUAUCUUCUUGCCCCGUUAAUCCUUUAAUACAAGCAAAUUAAGCAAAUGAAUCUUUAUUUUGAUUUCAAAGCUGACCAUCACUUAAAGGGACAGAACACCGUCUAUGUAACUUUCUAUAGCCAGAUGUAAACCUGUUUUAUCUUAUGUUUAAUAGAAUUUGAUGUUGUAGUUGGGGGGAAAAAAAUACUAAACCUAAACCAACCUUUGUAUUUAUCUCUAUAGUGUCUUUAAUCUUAUUGUUGUAUCCAUAAAACUAUGUUUUUAUCCAUUUUCAUUGUAAUGGCUAGCAAAUACAAUAACUUCCUUUUAAUUAUUUAUAAAUGAUUUGAGUUGACUGAUAAGAAGGCUGUAAUCUUAUCAACUAUAGUUACUUCUUUAAAGAUUAAUGUCAGGACUGUUUUCUUUUUUCACUAUAAAACAGGAUCUGAAACAUCAUUUCUAAUUUGAAAGAUAAGUUUUUGUUUUUUUUAAAUGUUAAACUUAUGUAGACCCCAUUGUUUUACUUUUAUGUAGAAUUUUUAGACAUAAGUUUUAGAACCACUUUUUGAACAAAAGUAAGAGUGAAUCUAAAUGUAAUACAAAAUAUGAAAAAUAAAUUUAAUUGGGAACUUGAUUUGAGAAUUUAGAAAAAGUAGCUAGCAAAAAAGGAUAUGUGAUAUUUGCGUGUAUGCGCUGUGUCUCAGUUUUAUUUUUUGAGUAUUACUUUGAGAUAUCAGUACAUCUUCAGUUUAUGAUGGUGAGUUUGCAGAGUUUUCUUUUUAGUUUUACAAUUUUGGUUGAGAUAUUAUUGAAAACACACUGGUUCGUAAAACAAUUCAACUGAAUGAUGGUGAUUAUUUUUCCCACUUCUUUCAUGAUCUUAGCAUCAUAAGAUGUCGCCAUCAACAUGAAAUGUUUCUUUGGUGAACAGUCCAGGAAAAGACUAAAACUGAAUAAUAAAAGCAAAGAAGCUAGUCAAUUUAUGGAAAAGUAGUAAUUCACAUAUAAGCCAAUGUUUUUCUGAUAUUCAGAUUUCAGAGAUGAGAUUUGGACAUUUAUCCAAUUGUGGUGGUCACCCAAGAAAAAAUAAAAGUUGUUUUGUAGAAUUUGAGCUUGUAAAGUAUGUUGUUUUCAUCAAAGGUGAAACAGUAUAUCAUUUGCAAUGAGUACUUUUUCAUGUGUUAACCUAUUGUUAUCAUAGUGAAAUCAUUUCACUUUCAAUAAAGUAUUUUAGCUUCCAGUUAAGGAAAACAAGAGAUUAAAGCAGCUUUAAAACAAUAAACCUUUUAAUCUUUUGUGUUAAGAUGUUAGCUUUUUUGUUACAUUAUGAAAUAAGAUAUUUCACCUAUAAAGAAUUUUAGAGAAAGGAAUAUUUUCAUGUUGGUAUUGUCCUUUUAAAUUCUUGUAUGUUUGUGAAUACGUUUCUGUGCAUCUGUAAAAAUGUAUAUAAAAUACUAUAUGUGUGUGUACACCGUAUAUAAGCAUUUUCUAAAUCCAUACAUAUGAUUAGGUCAUUUUUUUUACUCUGAAAUAUAGUUUUUGAUGUACUGUUGACUGAGUGUUCAGUUGUGUGAAAAAAUGUAGAAGUUAGUUUUAAGUUUAAUAUGUUUGUAUCCAGUUUAGAUUAUAAUUUUCUUUCAGCCAUAUAAAACUCUAUAUUAAUGCAGCAAGUAUGGUACCAGUGAAGAACACUUUGCUCUGUCUGCAAUGUCCACAUGCCUAUGGUUAAGCAGUUUUCCUGAAAAUGCAUGUUACUAUAGAGAAGAGUAAGUGCAUAUCUGACAGUAUGUGGAGUGACAUAGUUCAGAAAUUAUAUAUAUAAAAAAGCAAACAAUUACUCCCAAUAUGGCAAUAGUACUUUUUCUGUUACAAAGUGCUAAUCAAAACAAGUGAAACACUUCGACAUUUUAUGAAAUUUCCAAGCAUUGCUAAGCUAAAAUUUAUGGAAAUCUCACACAACCCCAUAAUUGUGUGCUACAAGUCUGAUAAAGAAGCCCCAUUUCUUUCAUGUUUUUUUUUGGGUGAUCUGCUUUUAUCAUACAGUUCAAGUAAGCCAUAUUGUUGCAGGGACAGUAACUAUUGAAAUGAUUGUAAUGUCUCAAAUGGUGAAAUGGUUAUCUUUUCUACUUCAGUUGUUGAACUGCUGAUACAACAGAAGAAUUUGGGGUGCUGUAUGUAUAUGCAAUUAUUCAUAGAGAUCUGAUUAUGCGAGGCUUGAUGGUUCUGGUUGUAGCAGAAUUUUUAAAAUGUAUACCAAAGUAGCUGCUAUUCCAGAUACUGUUGAACCAUAGCAUGUGUGAAUAUGAGGUUAAUAUAUUCAUAUGGAUUUAAAGCUUUUAUAUAAACAUUUAAAAUAUAGAUUAGAAAAUGUUGUCUUUGGCAUAUGGAUUGUGUCACAGUAUGUUCACACAUUAACUUGGACAACAUGCUAAUAAUGCUCUAAGGUAACAUUAAUGAGGAUCCUGCUAAAGACAGAUAAAAUACUGUGCAUUUAUUUGAGUGACUUUAACAAAUUCCACAGUAAUUUACUCCUUUCUAUAGCAUAUCGGGUUCAUCACUCUGUGUCUAUUUUUCCUGCUACAAAGUAUUAUGUUGCUUUUUGUUCUUUUGUGAAUGUAAAUUUGAUUUACAGUUCCGGUUUAUAGCCAUCAUUGUCUGCAUAUUUACAACAUUAAAGUUUGCCGAAAGUUUCAAACUAUUUCUAAAACUUUAUUACUUGUAAAAUUUCCUUUACAUUAAUAUACAGGAAUGAAAAAAGUAAGCUGAAGUAUUAAAUAUAGGCUAGAAACAGCUUAGCAGAAAAUAUUUCAACUGAAAAAUAUUGAAUUGUAAUUCUUUUUAUAUUUUACAGUAGAAUAGGACUUUCAAAGUAAAUUUAUAUUAAUAUGUUUGCAGAACUUUAUAGAAUGAGAUUUAUUGCAGGCGUUCAACAAAACAAAAUAAAAAUCUUAAGAAUUCAUGCAGGCUAUGCUGAUUCCCUAUAUUUCAUUUUAGCAACUUUCCUUUAAUUUGGGUACUAGGGUGUUGUACCGUGUUAGCCAUUAUGAAUGUAGUGAGAAGUCAAGCAAACUGACACCUUUUAUUGGCUAACUAAAAAGAUUACAAUAUGCAAGCUUUCAAGGCAAGAAGGGGCCUGAGUUGCCUCGAAAGCUUGCAUAUUGUAAUCUUUUUAGUUAACCAAUAAAAUGUGUCAUUUUGCUUGACUUCUCACUACUUUUAUUUGGGUGAAAACUAUCCGGUUAACAUGAAUACAAAUACUAAAAUGUAUAAACAGCCUUAUUAAGGUUAACAAAGGGAAAUCAGAAAAUUUAAUUUUAGAAAAAGGAUCAUGUAAAGGUUAUCAUAUACAGUAUUCUAAAUAUCUCCUUCACCAUGAUGGUACUUAUGACAAUCACAUAUAGAGAGCAGGAACUUUAAUGGUACUUUUGCUGAAAAUAAAAAGGAAUUAUUUGAAUUAUGUAUUAUACUGUGGAUAACUGAAAAAAAGGCAAUUGUUAUGAACUAACUAGAAUAUUCUUGCUUCUGACUUUUUUUUUCAAAUUAAAGGUCUUUAAAAGAUUUUUUAAUAUCACUUUAUGAAAAGUAUUGUGACAAAAUAUCACUUUGUACUUGCUUCUUUUUUACUUUUACUUUUCUCCAAAAGAAUUUUCAUUUUUUGUGCUUACAUUAUGAAAAUAGUUCAUUUUGGUUUUUUUAAACAAAAUGUAUUUAUGCUAUUGUAUGAAACUGAUUCAUUUUAAAAGAGAAUUUAUAUUUAUUUAACAGGGUCUUUUUUUAAACUGGCCUUACAAUGUUUGGUUUUAAAUGAUUCGGCAGGCUUUUCGCAUUAUUUUAAAUCUGUGAGUGUGUAUGUGUGUGUGUGUGUGUGUGUACAUAUAUAUAUAUAUAUAUAUAUA
Erpetoichthys calabaricus (reedfish) is the source of this 9785-nucleotide messenger RNA. RefSeq names its product smoothened, frizzled class receptor (gene smo). The transcript is spliced from 12 exons. Lineage: Eukaryota; Metazoa; Chordata; Cladistia; Polypteriformes; Polypteridae. Gene Ontology annotation, biological process: smoothened signaling pathway; commissural neuron axon guidance; central nervous system development. Gene Ontology annotation, molecular function: transmembrane signaling receptor activity; patched binding. The coding region runs from base 701 to 3151 and encodes 816 amino acids. The record is from RefSeq and is a predicted model, not a curated record. Gene Ontology annotation, cellular component: cilium; dendrite; plasma membrane.